UCUUGAGUCGGUUUCCAACCGAGGCUCGUCAGGAACAAAUAUAUUUAACGAUCUCCGAAGACAGUCCUCCAACAAACAAAAAGCCAAGAAUGUCGAAAUCAGAGAGCGAUUCAAAGGCGGCGGCGGCAGCAGUUGAAGACGACGAUGAGCCGGAUGACUGGGACAAGCGGAUCUUCAGCACUGGGUGCGCCGCGGAGAAUACAAAGAUGAACGACUGCUAUUAUGAGAAAAAGGAUUGGAGGUUAUGUAGAGAAGAGCUUGAGAACUUUAGGAAAUGUUGGAAGCAGCAACAGAAUGAUAAGAGGACCGAGAUGAAGGAUGCUUGAAGGGAUGGCGAGAGCAGUCAGGGGCCGGAAUCACUGGACGCUCAACGCAUUGUAACAUUAAGACUUGUACAUAUAUAGAACACCUCAGCUCCCCU
Molecule: messenger RNA, 421 nt
Organism: Amorphotheca resinae ATCC 22711
Lineage: Eukaryota; Fungi; Ascomycota; Leotiomycetes; Helotiales; Amorphothecaceae
Exons: 4
Coding region: 90-326 (78 amino acids)
Biological process (GO): mitochondrial respiratory chain complex IV assembly
Cellular component (GO): mitochondrial intermembrane space
Source: RefSeq, a predicted model, not a curated record